AUGUGGCCACAAGCCGAGGAGCACCUGGAGCCCCAGGGGCUGGAGCAGACGUGUGGGGCCCUGGGCCGCUUGGCUCUGCUGUCCGUCGCCCCUGCGGGGGGCGGUGAGGGAGUGCGGCGCGGGGCCCAGUCACUGGCGGACGGCUCCGCCCCCUCUGGGCUGGGAGAGGUUCUCGGUGCCCAUCCGAGCGCUGGGUGCUGCUGCCUCCCCAGUCUCCCAACCCCGGAACCUGCCCCCUCCCUGCGGGACAUUUCUACUCAUGCAAACGUGCAGUGCGCCCACGGCGGAGAAGACGGCGUCCUUCCUGCGCGUUUUAUUCAGUCUUGGGCCACCUACGGGCUCUGGGGCUGGGAUCCAAAGCCCGACCUGAGACUGGUUCAGGAGCUGGAGUUGCGGCUUCCCUCGGGCAGGGAAGAGAGGUGGGGAGCGGGGGUGGGGCAGGCGGGGCGCGGCUCUUGCCAGGUUUACGGCGGAGGCUGUGGCCCUCGCGCGGCUCGCGGAGGUUGCAGCCAUUGCACCGCCGAGCAUCCCACAUUCAACGGGAGGAACCCGCGGGAGGCGAGCCCGGAGCCCCGCGCCGCAGCCGCCGCAGCCCGUGCGCCCCGCGUCCCCCGCACCUUGGCCAAGGAAGGCGUGGAGAAGGCGGAGGGGACGGAGCAAAUGAUCGAGAGGCAGGCAGGCAAGGAGCCGGCGGAGGGCGGCGGCGGCGGCAGCUCUCACCGCCUCGGGGACGCCCCGGAGAUGCGCGCUGUGGUGCUGGCCGGCUUCGGGGGGUUCAACAAGCUGCGGGUCACCAGGAAGGCCAUGCCCGAGCCGCAGGACGGCGAGCUCAAGAUCCGCGUCAAAGCCUGUGGUUUAAACUUCCUGGAUGUGAUGGUGCAACAAGGGAAUAUCGACAACCCUCCCAAGACUCCCCUGGUGCCGGGGUUCAAGUGCUCCUGGAUUGCUGAAGCUCUGGGAGACAGCAUGAAAGGAUACGAGAUUGGGGACCGUGUCAUGGCAUUCAUCAAUUACGAUGCCUGGGAAGAGGUGGUCUGCACGCCAGUGGAAUUUGUCUACAAGAUCCCAGAUGUCAUGAGCUUCUCUGAGGCUGCUGCAUUCCCCAUGAACUUGGUCACAGCCUACAUGAUGCUCUUCGAAGUCGCCAGCCUCCGGGAGGGGACGUGCAUGCUCGUGCACUCGGCUGGCGGCAGUGUGGGCCAGGCUGUGGCUCAGCUGUGCUCCACUAUCCCCAACGUGACUAUCUUUGGAAUGGCUUCCACUUUCAGGCAUGAAGCCAUCAAAGACUCUGUGACCCACCUCUGUGACAGAAAUGCAGACUAUGUGCAAGAAGUGAAAAGAAUUUCUGCUGAAGGAGUGGACGUUGUUUUGGAUUGCCUCUGUGGGGACAACACUGGGAAAGGUCAGCUUCUCAAACCACUGGGAACCUACAUUCUAUAUGGUUCAUCCAAUUUGGUGACUGGAGAGACCAAGAGCUUCUUUAGCUUUGCAAAAUCAGGGUGGCAGGUUGAGAAAGUGAACCCCAUCAAGCGGUACGAAGAGAAAGUCAUCGCGGGGUUUUCCCUUGUAAAUCUGCUCUUCAAACAGGGCCGUGCAGGCCUCAUUCGAGGAGUGGUGGACAAGCUCAUCGGGCUCUACAACCAGAAGAAGACCAAGCCCGUGGUGGAUUCCAUGUGGGCCCUGGAGGAGGCAUGUUUCAAAGGCCAGUAGCCACACGUGGCCAGAGGUUCCCCUGUGGGACCACGCAGACAUGCAAGAC
Messenger RNA from Manis pentadactyla (Chinese pangolin), 1759 nucleotides. Its product is annotated as synaptic vesicle membrane protein VAT-1 homolog-like. NCBI's taxonomy places the organism in Eukaryota, Metazoa, Chordata, Mammalia, Pholidota, Manidae. Gene Ontology annotation, molecular function: oxidoreductase activity. The record is from RefSeq and is a predicted model, not a curated record.